CCAUCAUCUUACUUGCGAAGAACAAUGGCGCUCCUCCAUCGCUUCCGACCCGAACACCCUCACACCUCCCACCCAGACAUCCACCACCAGCGCACACCAACCCCGACCCGACCCCUCCAAAACGCCACCUACCGAACGCGCAGCAUCGGCGGCCCCUUCAGCAGCGCCGUAGUCCACGAACGCAUCAUCCCGGUGCUCACAACCCCGCCCUGCGACGACGAAAUCAUCAUAGCCCCAAUCCGCAUCACUAAUCCCUUCCGUCGAGCCUCCAGCAUCGGCUCCGACGACCUGCCCACUCGCCCGCCCCCGCGCUCCCUCCUGCGCCGCAUUUCGUCCCGCUUUUCCCCCCCGCCCGACGAGAAUAAGUAUACUGCGCUCAAGCUGCCGCGCGGGGAUUACAAGCGGUGGUUUGCGAGGGAUAAGGAUGGAAAUUAUGCGGGGACGGAGGUGCCGGAGCGCGAGUGGACGCUCGAGGAGCUGAUGCAGGCGUUUGGGAAGUAUCAGGAGAUGCCGUUGAGGAGUGUGCCGGGGGCUGGAUAUCCUGUGGCCGGCGUGUAUGCGGUUCCGCCGGUUUGGGGGAUUGCACCUGGGUGUUAGAUGGAGGAGGGGAUGUAUUUAUGACUCUGGGACUUUGAGGCGUAGAUGGGAAGGUGUGAAACAUGCGCGAGAUACCCUGCGACAGCGAGUUGAAUUGAAGACGUUUGACAU
Molecule: messenger RNA, 708 nt
Organism: Neohortaea acidophila
Lineage: Eukaryota; Fungi; Ascomycota; Dothideomycetes; Mycosphaerellales; Teratosphaeriaceae
Exons: 1
Coding region: 25-597 (190 amino acids)
Source: RefSeq, a predicted model, not a curated record